AUGACCGAGAGCAAGACCCCAGAAACGCCCUGCCCAGCGCCAAAAGCAAACAUCACAGAAGCCACGUUGUGCCGAACAGACUCCGCAGCCGCAGUCAGUCCGACGGUUUCCUCCCAAGACCUCGAUUCAGAAAUAUCCAAAGCCGCGCACCAAGUCCAGCUCAUCGAGUUUCUCGUCGAACAGGCCCUUCGUGGAAAGCAAUCGAACCGGAUGAGCGGCGAAGAUGUUGCUAGGAGAUGGCUUCAUACUGCGAAGGAAGAGAUUGAGAAUUGGUCAAAGCAGACGAAGCAGAUGGUGGAUGAAGUGGAGGAAGCUGGCAGCACUAGGAGUAGCUAG
Messenger RNA from Alternaria viburni, 336 nucleotides. RefSeq lists its product as uncharacterized. The record is from RefSeq and is a predicted model, not a curated record. The transcript is spliced from 2 exons. The coding region runs from base 1 to 336 and encodes 111 amino acids. Lineage: Eukaryota; Fungi; Ascomycota; Dothideomycetes; Pleosporales; Pleosporaceae.